AAGCAGCGCAAUACUUUUUAACUAAUGUAGUUUCAGAAUCGUAAACUGCGUACAUUUAAAAGAAGGUACAGUUUAUUUUAUUCUCUCGGUUUUUUUGUUUGUUUGUUUUUUUCAAUAAAAAAAGCCGGAAGCGGAACAGACAAUCUGGAUAAACUGACGUUUGCUGUUGCUGGAUUAGGAUCAUCACAAGACGGAAAAGCAUGUGACACCGGACGGAGUACUGGACUCGAUUUAAAGCAUGAUCGGACCUAAACGCGAGGGAAACGGGUGUUAAACGGUGCUGAAAUGGUGCAUGUGUAUAACUGCCACCCGUUCGCGUGUCAGCGGAUCGUGCCGGCGGAGCAGGAGCCCGGGCUGGUGUGCUGCGGCGGGGGCGCGCUGUUCGUCGUCUCCGCGGGAGGAUGUAGGAUUGAGGCGUAUCACAUGCAGCAGCAGGAAUGUCCUCUAAUCUGCCGCUUUUCCACCAUGGGAAUAGUGCACAGCAUCGUGUACAGUCAGAUUGGAGAUUACCUGGUCACUAUUGAGGAGAAGAAUGGUGCCACCUAUCUGAGGGCAUACACCAACUGGCGCUACCAAGCAGCUGAGAAGAUGCGUGUAGGUGUUCGUUUGCUCGGGCACCUCAUGCGUGGCUCGGUCCUCCAUGGUAACCCCAAGGAACAAAUGGAGAUUGUAGAGAUACCAUUGUCGGAGACACCGCUCUGCACUGCCUGCUGCCCCAUAACAGGUGCCCUGCUGGUGGCCUGUCCCAAGAGCCUGGUGCUGUUUGGUCUGACGAGGCAGUCGCUUAGCGAUCAACUUAAUGCUCUUGACUUUGAAAGGCUCCUCAUCCUGUAUGUUUCUGGUUGGAGCCCAUUGCAGGUGGGUCUCUGUUGCGGAUACGUGGCCUUGCAAACGGAGCUGGAGGUGCUGGUGGUGAAGCUGGAAAACCUGGAAAAGAGAUGUGCAUCCAGUGAAGAGCAUGCCCAGCCCUCUGUUAAUGAUUUUGUUGCAACUGGAGUUACUGACAUCGUAGAUGAUAAAAAGGAACAACAGAGUCCCAUUGAGUCAGACGACUUCUUUGUCUUCCCAAAACAUCUGGAGUUGCUGGGAGAUAUGGCAAAAGAUUGUGGAGUGUCUUUGUCUUUAGAAUGGACUGGGAUGGAGACAGUGGCAAGCAACAUGGGAGUUACCUACAUCUUGUACAGGAGGUUCGCCCCAGAUUUCUUCCAGGGUUGCAGUGUAGAGGAGACACGCUUACACUCCCUGCAGCUUCACCCCAUGCACACUGGUAAUCCAGAUGAUGCGGUAAGCAGCGACGCUGAAAAGCGCGAUCCUGCCUGUGUGUUCUGUUUCUUUUCUCUGCCAAAUGCUGGUUACAUGUACAGCCUGAAGAACACUGUAGAGCUCGUCUCCACCUAUCAAUAUCCAGAAAAGGCCCAUCAGGCUUUGCUGUGCAACCAGUUUCUACAUGUCAUCACACGAAAUGCUCUGCAGUGUUUCACCGUGAGAUGCAGUGCUGUGGCUGCCCGAGUCGAGGACCCCUACAUUGACACCACCAUGAAGGCUUGUCCUCCCUUCACUAUGGAGGUUUGCGCCCUCCGUAUUCAGCUGUUCAUCGGUCUGAAGUCUCUGUGUCAUGACGGGAAUCACAUCGUGCUGCUCACAGCUGCUGACGUCGAGACCAAAGCGGAGACCGAGCGAGCGGCUAAAAAAACUAUGUCCAGGAAGACCUCAGUGUCAAAGAUUAAGGAGUCCAGCGAGAGUGGCCAUGGCUGGAACCUGUAUGUGAUAAGCACAGUGUCCACACUGCAGCUCUACAGAGAGAUGGUGGAGUACAGUAAACGGUAUGAGCAGACCAACCAGCUGUCCCGGGACUGUGUUCAUCUGCUAAGUGAGGCUCACCUGCUGCUCAGAGCCAGUCUACUCAGUCCGACCACAGACAGAGCCGAGAUCCAGCAGGCCUUUCAGGAGAGCUGUGCCCAGCUGGGAGACUGCUUCAGCAGGCUGGAUAGGAGGGAUUGUCACUUGGCUCUUCCAUACUACAAGAUGUCUGGCCUGUCAGUGACAGAAGUAAUUCGGAGGAACGCGGCCACAUGGAGAGGUCCCGUCCCAGAUUAUGGCAAAGGGUUCCUCUUCUUCCUUAAGCACUCUCUGUAUGAGGAAAACAUGGAAGAGCUCAGCGAAGAAACUGCUAACACUGUGUUGGAGAUCUUCAGUAAGGCUGAGCCAGGCCAGCUCCCAUAUAUAGUGAGCAGCUCAUUCAUGGGGAAUGCAAGUCCUGCCAGUGUCCUUGCACACCUGGAACAGCUGGAGCUCAGUGGAGCUCCAUCUGUCACAGUCACGCUGUGUAAGGCUUCUCAGGCACUGCGCUUAGGAGACCUGCUCCUCUACCAACAGCAGAUGGAUCGGCAUGCUGAGAUGCUGCAGGUGUAUGGCUUUAUAGAGGAGCCGAAACUUCUCAUGCAACGCAGAGAGAGAGCCGUGGUACCCACUCACCUGGCACGGCACCUGAGGGACACACAGGACGGCUUGUUGGUGGCUGCCAUUGUUGCACUUCAUGAAAAUAGCAAGGUUAAACUGCGGGAGGCUGAACUCUUCUUUCAGGAGUUGUGUAAGGACAGCACAGAGCCUCAGAGCAUUCCUCGGUUGCUGGUAGAUUUUUGGGAGGCUCUGCUGGUAGCAUCGUCUCAGGAAUCGGUCAUCCAGGAGCUUUUGUUCCACCUCAUCUCUGUAUACGUCGAGCACAUCAUGUGCGGAGAGCGCCCGGGCAUUAAAGCGCUUAAAACAGCUGAGGACUUGAUCAACUCUUGCUCUCACUAUGGGCCACUGUUCCCGUGGUUAAGCUUUUUAACUCCAGCUCAAUACCCCAUCACACAUGACCACCAAGAAGACCUGCAGAAACUCCAGUCUCUGCUGUGCGGUCCAACGCUGGACGUGUCCUCAAUUGUACCUCUGCUAGAACAGCUACCUGAUACUGACAACACUGGCUUAAGCGUGCACUUGCUCUGCACCACCAGACUGGGUCAGCAUGAGAACGCUAUAGAGAAGCUACUGGACCGCUGCCCUCAAGCCAUCAUCUCCUACGCCAACCACGAGUUCCAUAGUGACAAAAUGAUUUUGUGGUGGCAAAAACUGGUUCCUGAGCUUUGUAAGAGGACAAGACUUUCUUCAGAAGAUAACGGUGUUCUUAUCAGCGCUCUUAAAGAGACUCUGACAUUGGUGGCCAUGGAGCUGCACCCAGUAGAGUUUUUGGACUUGUUACCGGACGAUGGUACUGCACACUUCUUCCUGCCUCAUCUUCUCAAUUGCACCCAAAAACAUCUCCUUACAUAAAUGUCAGGACACUGUAUGAACUAAGAGUAAAACGAUAUAUCAUAUGACUGUAUAAGCUUAAUACACAGGAAUAAGAUUGUAUGGAUCCUAAAUUUUGUGUUUAAUUCUAUACGAUAAUAUUAACCAUAGAACAAUUUUAUUGUUCCUUAUCACAGGAACAAUCAUAUAGGUACAUGUUGCACCCCUAAUGUGGCAAAACACUAAGGAUAACCUUUAUUGUAGGCUUCUGUAUAGAAUAUGAUUUCAGGACCAGCUGACAUAUGCUGAAUUAUUGGUAAUUAAUUAGUUAUUCAGCUGUUAGUAAAGCUGAAUAAAUAAUUUAUCUAGAUAUUAUACGCUGCAUUUAACUGGACAGAGAGUAAAAGACUAGAUGCUGAACUGGAAGAGAAUUUUACUAAAUGCCUAGACUGUGCUACAAGGGGCGUUCAAGUCAAACUGGGACUUUUCAUGAGCAAAAGAAUGAAGGCAUGAAACUAAUUGAUAUUUACAGAAGAUUUCAAGCACAGUGCAGGGAUGAGACUCUUAAAACUCUUGCUGCAGUAAAACAUUUGAAUGGCGGAAACGUUUAAAAGAAGGCCAUUCAUUGUAAAAGACCGUCCUGGUCGAGGUGGCUCAGAGGCUACUGCAGUCUUUAAAAAUCAAUGUAUAUUUUGUUUCAUGCAUUUUUAGAAGGCGAGUGCACAUUGGGUACCAAGAGAGCUCUCUGCCUUUGGACAGAAAACAAGAUUGCUAAACUGCUUAGGAAUGUUUUGACACGGAAGGCCAGGAUGUCCGAUCAUGGCUCCAGCCUACUAAGAAAACUUUCCACAUUGAGGGUAUCCAAGCACUAGUGAAAUGCUGGGAUAAGUGUUUUAGAUCCGGUUUGAUGUGAACACCCCUUGUACAUUUUAAAUGGUAAUCAGAAUUCUGUAAUAUUUGAGCUGUAAUACCAUACGCCUCACAGCUCAUUCACUUUAGUUCCCAUUUUCCUAUUUAGUUCCUUACUUGGAAUAUAUUGCUUAGGUAGGUGCUAUAACUACAAAUCUGUGCAUAUAUUUCAUGGUGUGUGUUUUUUUUUUUUUUUUCCAUACCUGUGGUUACACUGAGAACUCUAAACUGCCAUGGAUCAUUUGAAACAGAUUAAAUCAGUAAUUGGGCAAUACCAUAUUCAGUAUGUAAUCUUACCACUAAAAGUUUUUUUUUUUUUUGUAUUGUUUUCACUGCAACACAUUUUGAGUUUUAACAAUUGAAUGAUUUUUUUUUUUUUAAGUAAACAUUAUAAUCAUGUGAGCUUAAGCAGGAACAACAUUGUGUUUGAUAAUGCUUCAGUGCGCUAGGGUUCUUUUAUAUCCUUUCUUAAUCUAUGCAGAUUUAAGUAGUAAUUACUGGAGUCCUCAGUUAUAACACUGGAGUCUUUUAGUUGUAUAGGCUAAAGCGAGAAGUGAUAAGAUGUGUAUGCCUUGGUUGGUUGCCUUGAUGGUUACUUUCCAGUCAUGGAUGUACUGUAAGUAUUUGCACUUUAAGCACUUAUCUUUAAUUUACCCAGUUGUGCUGAUAUUUAAACUGUUUUUAUUAUGUCUUCUUUUUCCUUCAAAGCUGUUUCUUUAUUAAACUAUACGAAAUGUCACAAUCUGUUGAGUGUUUUAAUGAUUUUAGUCUACAUUAAGCCAUUGCAAAUAUAGCCAUAUAGUUUUGUUGGAAUAUUGAACUU
Clarias gariepinus (North African catfish) is the source of this 5002-nucleotide messenger RNA. It is a transcript of the gene hps3, whose product is annotated as HPS3 biogenesis of lysosomal organelles complex 2 subunit 1. The transcript has 17 exons. Gene Ontology annotation, cellular component: cytoplasm. NCBI's taxonomy places the organism in Eukaryota, Metazoa, Chordata, Actinopteri, Siluriformes, Clariidae. The record is from RefSeq and is a predicted model, not a curated record. Gene Ontology annotation, biological process: organelle organization. Bases 286 to 3312 code for a protein of 1008 amino acids.